This is a messenger RNA of Pneumocystis carinii B80, 993 nucleotides long. RefSeq lists its product as hypothetical. The record is from RefSeq and is a predicted model, not a curated record. The transcript has 3 exons. Gene Ontology annotation, biological process: retrograde protein transport, ER to cytosol; endoplasmic reticulum unfolded protein response. NCBI's taxonomy places the organism in Eukaryota, Fungi, Ascomycota, Pneumocystomycetes, Pneumocystales, Pneumocystaceae. The coding region runs from base 46 to 948 and encodes 300 amino acids. Gene Ontology annotation, cellular component: endoplasmic reticulum lumen.
GAAUAGGUCUUAAGUCAACCACGCUAUCAAAUAAAUUUUAAAGAAAUGCCUAUAUCAAGAGAUAUAGUGAAUGAACGUCUUUUUAAUAGCAAUAAAAAGCAUAAAGAUAAUACAGAAUAUGAGAUAUUGAAGCUUAAGAAUGAUGAAUAUCUUUGUACAAUUCCUAAAGUUGAUGAAGGGUUAAUAGAAGGAGAAGAAACAGAAGAAGAAAAAAAUAAAAAAGAACAAGAGACAAAUAAAGCAUUAGAAAGGGGAUUAAAGCUGCUAUCUCCUAUGGAGAAUUCAUGUAUUUAUUAUUUGGAAGGAUGGUGGACAUAUGUAUUUUGUUAUAAUAAGUAUGCAAAACAGUUUCAUCAGACAGAAUGGGAUGGUACACAAAGAGGUCUUCGUAUGUUAGAGAAUCAAAGUGAGAAUUAUUAUUUUUUAGGAAAGUUAAAUGAAACUACAAAAAAAAAAGAGCCGGAACUUUCAUCUAAAAUAGAAUAUAAUGGAAAUUCAUAUUAUAUUAGCCAAAGAAUGCAUGGGGGUACAUAUUGCAAUCUUAUUCAAGAUAACCGUCAUAUUGAAAUUCAGUAUAUAUGUGAAUCUGAUACUUAUGAUAAAAUAGUGUUUAUAUCAGAAAUUUCUACAUGUUCAUACAAAAUGAUUGUUCAUACGUCAAAGUUAUGCAAAGAGUCUUUUUUUAAUCAAAUAAGCAAUAAAAACGUACAUAUUGUUAGCUGUGAAAAGAUAUUGAAUAAUAAUGAAUAUGUCGAAUUAAUGAAUAUUUUAUAUCCAAAAACACCUAAUAACUUACGUCUGGAUAUUUUCUUUUCUAAUUUCAAUAUUAGACAUAUAACUAAACAAAAAAGAGUAAAAAAUGAGAAAAAUAAAAAUAUAUUUAAUCAAUCAAAUAAACAUAGGAAUAGAAAAAAGGUAUCAUCAGAAGAAAGAACCUCAAAAAAAUAGAUUCUUUAAAUAUCUAUAUAAACUCAAAUUUAUCAAUUAACUAUA